Messenger RNA from Oryzias melastigma (Indian medaka), 2121 nucleotides. RefSeq names its product bactericidal permeability-increasing protein. Bases 129 to 1550 code for a protein of 473 amino acids. The record is from RefSeq and is a predicted model, not a curated record. NCBI's taxonomy places the organism in Eukaryota, Metazoa, Chordata, Actinopteri, Beloniformes, Adrianichthyidae. Gene Ontology annotation, molecular function: lipid binding. The transcript is spliced from 16 exons.
GUAAGUGAAUUAAGAGGCCAGGUUUUCCCUUCCUCUUUCACUUGGCUAUAAGAGCAGGCAGACUGCAGCAGAGUGACAGAGAGGAAGACUCUUCUGAUCCUGAGAAACUCACUGCUGCAGAUAUCAAGAUGUUCCUGUUGAAGUGUCUGCCUCUGGUGGCGCUCAUAGCCGUCGCUUUCAGCGCCAAUCCAGGCGUGAAGAUCAGACUGACACAGAAAGGGCUUGAAUAUGGGAGACAACUGGGCAUGGCUUCACUGCUGGAGAAACUCAAGACCGCCCAGAUCCCAGAUUUUUCUGGGAAAGAGAGGGUGUCUCCCAUCGGGAAAGUCCAGUACAGUCUGACAAAUAUCCGUGUGGUGAACUUGGGGCUGCCUCAGUCAGCUUUAAAUCUUGUGCCAGGAAGUGGGGUGCAGCUGAGCAUCACCAAUGCCUUCAUCAGUCUGCAUGGAAACUGGAGGGUCAAGUACCUGAGGGUCAUAAAGGACAGUGGCUCCUUGGAUGUCAGCGUUAACGGGCUUUCCAUCUCGCAAACCAUCGCCAUCAAGAGUGACGCAACGGGAAAACCGGAGGCCAGCAGUGCCAGUUGCUCAGCCUCGGUCAGCAGCGCCAAGGUCAAGUUCCACGGUGGAGCCAGCUGGCUGUACAAUCUGUUCAGCAAAUUUAUUGACAAAGCUCUGCGGAAAGCUCUGGAGAAACAGAUGUGUCCUUUAGUGGCCAAAUCAAUCGCCGACUUAAACCCGCGUCUGAAAACUCUCAAUGUUCUUGCCAAGGUGGACAAAUACGCAGAGAUUGAAUACUCCAUGGUGUCGUCACCUGAAAUCUCCCAGCCUGCCAUCGAUCUGAACCUUAAGGGUGAAUUCUACAACAUCGGGAGGCAUCAGGAGGCUCCAGUCCCUGCUCCGGCCUUCUCCCUGCCGGCUCAGAGCAGUAACAUGAUCUACAUUGCCCUGUCCUCCUACACCCCCAACUCUGCAGGUUUUGUCUACAAAAACGCCGGCGUACUCAGCAUGUACGUCACCGACGACAUGAUCCCACGCAGCUCCCCGAUCCGGCUGAGCACCUCCACGUUCGGCUUCUUCAUCCCACAGAUUUCCCAGCAGUUCCCCGGUCUGAUGAUGAAGAUGCUGGUGAAGGCGGACAAGAACCCUGUCGUCAAGUUCCAGCCCAACACCAUGACUGUCGACGCCACCGCCACAGCCACGGCCUACGCCAUCCAGCCCAACGGCACGCUGUCACCGCUUUUCGUCCUCAACGUGGAGACCAGCGUCAGCGGCCAGAUGUCCGUGAGCGACCUGAAGCUGGCCGGACGCAUCUCACUGGACAAAAUGAAACUGACUCUGGGUACCAGCUAUGUGGGAGACUUCAAGGUCAACUCCCUUGACAACAUCCUACAAGUCAUCCUGAAACUGGUUGUAAUUCCUACAGUGAACGUUCAACUUUCUAAAGGUUACCCUCUUCCUGCGCUCGGAAGCAUGAACCUCGUCAACACUCAGCUUCAGAUCAUGCAGGACUACUUGCUGAUCGGAACAGACGUUCAGUUCACCGGCUAAACCCUGAGAACUUCCCCAGAAAAAGGAGAAUUCUGGAAGAGUGAGACAGCUCCAGAACUAAAGUUUCCUCUAAAUGUCGCCUGCUUUCAUUUUUUUUUACUUUGUUUUCCCCUAAGAUGAACUCACCUUUUCAGAAAUAUCACGCUCUUUCCAAAAUCAGGUUAGAGCCCUUUCGGCUGCAGACUUGAGCUGAAAACGUGGACUGACUUUUCCAAGAUGUCCUGAUUCAUCACUUUUUUUUUUUAUAUCCGUCCUGUAAGUUCUGUCUUUCAAGUCACUCUCAGGUGUGACAAACUCAGAAUACGCUGUGGAAAGCACCUGCCGUGUGUUUAAACAUCUCCGUCCGUGAGGAGCCGCCGCUGUCCGUCAAAGCGGUUCCUGGUCAGCCGAUCCUCUCGGGGAACUGAGACCGAGCGCUCGACCUCUCAGGCUCUGAGAACUGGCCGACAGGAUCUACACCAGAAACAAGUCAUUGAAUGUAGCAAAACCACUGAAACGCCUUGAUGAUGAUGAUGGAUGUGUGAAAAACAAAUGUUUGUGCAUUUAAAUAAACUUGUUUUACAAAAUAAAA